AUGUUAGAGAAACCAGCACUGAGAGUCGGCAACGUCUCCGGCGCGACGGGCGACCACCCGCACGCCAUGGCCCGCAUGGUGCGCUCCGGGAACGUCCAGGUCAUCACCGGCGACUGGCUCUCUGAGAUGAACAUUGCCUGGAACGCCAUCACCCGGCGCGAUGUCGACUCAGAACUCGGCUACGAGCAGGGAUUCUUCGACCAGCUCGAGGCCUGUCUGGACGACAUCAUGACCCGCGAAAUUCGAGUCGUUGUCAACGCCGGGGCCCUCAACACCGCUUCGUUGUUCCGCAAGGUCAAGACGCUGUGUAGGGAUAGGGGAUAUUCCCCCUCCAUCGUCGCCGCCGUCUUUGGGGAUGAUGUUACAGAGCUUCUCGGUCAAGAUGACCCCGCGAACCGUGUGCCCAACCGCCUGUCCUUUCCGCACCUCGACCAUUCGGAGCUGACGCUUGACAGCUGGGGCUUUACUCCCUUGACCGGGAACGCAUACAUAGGCUGCUGGGGGAUAGCAGCCGCUCUGCGAUCUGGUGCGAGAAUCGUUCUCUGUGGACGGUGCACCGAUGCCUCCCCUGUCAUGGGUGCUGCUGCAUGGUACUACGGAUGGCAGGUGGAGCAGUACGACGAACUCGCCGGGUCAUUGCUUGCUGCCCAUCUGAUAGAAUGCGGGCCGUACGUCGUGGGGGCCAAUUUUUCAGGCUUCAAAGAGUUCCUACCGGACUUGGUUGAUCUGGCUUUUCCGAUUGCUGAGAUCGAGCGGGACGGCUCAUGCGUCAUCACCAAAACAUCCGAAGGCGGCGGCCGCGUCACGCGACAUACUGUCACUGCCCAGCUCCUGUAUGAGCUCCAGGGUCACCUGUAUCUCAACCCAGAUGUCGUGGCCAAUCUCCAACAUGUGCGAAUCGAAGAAGACGGGCGAAAUGCCUCUCGGGCGCAGGUAGAAGACCGGGUCCGCGUCUACAACGCCAGGGGCCUCCCUCCACCUCCAACCACCAAGGUCAUGUUUACCGCCGAGGGCGGCUAUCAAGCGGAGGCCAUGUUUUACAUCAACGGCCUAGACGUCCAGGAAAAGGUCGCGAUGAUGAAAAAUCAGCUCCGACACUUCUUCAGGGACAGCAACUUCAGUCGCCUCAGCAUCGAGCAGUAUGGCAGCCAGGUUCCCAAUCCGCCUUCUCAGCAGGCAGGAACCGCCAUGCUCCGCGUCUUUGCUCAGGCGCGCAAGCUUUCUGACAUUGCGGCGCUCAAGUUCAAGGUCCCCAUCUACGCCGUCAGGAUGCAGAGCUAUCCGGGCUACCACAUGUCCCUGGACUUCCGGACCAUGGACCCUAAGCCGUACAUGGAGAUGUUCCCCGCCUUGAUGCCGCAGAGUGCCAUUAGGCAUCGUGUCGAGCUCGGCUCAGGAGAGAUUCUGUCGAUUGAGCCGCCCUCCAAAACAGCCUUGUACCCGGUCCAGCGGCCCACCAGAGACACCAAAGGCCCAAUCGACGUGUUGUCGCUGGGUGCAACAGACUUUGUGCCCCUCGGGAGCAUUGUGCACGCACGCUCAGGAGACAAGGCUGACAACUCCAACGUCGGCUUCUUCGUGCGCCACGAUGACGAAUACGACUGGCUGCGGUCGGUGCUGACGACAACUCGACUCAAGCAGCUCUUUGGAGAUGACUGGUUCAAGAGCAAUCCGGACAGGCGCGUGGAGCGCGUCGAGUUUCCAGGAAUCAACGCUGUUCACUUGUAA
Cordyceps fumosorosea ARSEF 2679 is the source of this 1728-nucleotide messenger RNA. RefSeq names its product DUF1446 domain protein. NCBI's taxonomy places the organism in Eukaryota, Fungi, Ascomycota, Sordariomycetes, Hypocreales, Cordycipitaceae. The transcript has a single exon. The coding region runs from base 1 to 1728 and encodes 575 amino acids. The record is from RefSeq and is a predicted model, not a curated record.